This is a messenger RNA of Talaromyces proteolyticus, 969 nucleotides long. RefSeq names its product UbiA prenyltransferase family-domain-containing protein. Gene Ontology annotation, cellular component: mitochondrial inner membrane. Gene Ontology annotation, molecular function: 4-hydroxybenzoate polyprenyltransferase activity. Gene Ontology annotation, biological process: ubiquinone biosynthetic process. The coding region runs from base 1 to 969 and encodes 322 amino acids. The record is from RefSeq and is a predicted model, not a curated record. The transcript is spliced from 3 exons. Lineage: Eukaryota; Fungi; Ascomycota; Eurotiomycetes; Eurotiales; Trichocomaceae.
AUGUCUCAGAUCAUCAGAAACAAAGGUCCCUGCAACCUUGAUAAUAUCCCUGAAAAGGCGAUCGGACAAGAAUACCGACCUAAAGAACGAAUUCUUGCCUGCUUUCCUUCUUGGCUGUUGCCAUAUGCCGAACUAGCUCGUAUUCAGCAACCACUAGGCUUUUACCAAAUCACUUGCCCUUUCAUUGUUGGAGUCGCCUAUAUGAUUACAACUUCGGUCUUUCUCAACCGGGUUUUUCUCUUGUCGCUCUGGUCUAUUUUCUUUCGCAGCGCAGGGUGUGCUUGGGAUGAUAUUGUGGACAUGGAUGUGGACCGGCAAAUUGCUCGAACCAAGGUCCGGCCUCUGCCUCGUGGUGCAGUGUCCACAUGGGCUGCCUGCGUGUUCACUGUAGCUGUAUACGCAUCUGGGUCGAUGUUUCUUGUUUUCUUGCCGUGGCGAUGUACAAUAGAUGCGCUCGUCAUGACAUUUUCCGCGCUUCUUUACCCGUUUGGCAAACGCCUCUUCGACUACCCGCAGUUAAUAAUGGGAAAUAUCGGAUGGGCAAUUCCGAUGGCGAUGCACAGCUUGGACAUGGAUCCUCUUGCGUAUCCAGCGGCCACCUCAUGUAUGUUUUUGUACUUUUCGGUCGUCAUCGUGAUGGUCGAUAUCAUUUACGCGAUCCAAGAUGUGGAGGAGGACAUCAAAGUGGGUGUGAAAAGCAUGGCCGUACGCUUUAGGGAAUCUUUGAAUUUUGUGAUCUCUUUGCUCUUCUACGCGUCCUCCAUUUUACUUGCCGGGGCUGGUGUUACAGCUAAGCUUGGAAUCCCGUUUUUUAUUCUUUCGCUCGGCGGCCAUGCAAUAAGAAAGCCUUCUUCAGACGCCGAACAGUAUGCCAGAUUCUCCGGCGUGGUUGGUUCUUCAUUCUUGAUCAUUGGUUUAGUCAUUGAGUAUUGUCUACGCCCUUACUCUAUUAUACAACUUUUAUCAUAA